Sinocyclocheilus rhinocerous is the source of this 789-nucleotide messenger RNA. RefSeq lists its product as uncharacterized. The record is from RefSeq and is a predicted model, not a curated record. NCBI's taxonomy places the organism in Eukaryota, Metazoa, Chordata, Actinopteri, Cypriniformes, Cyprinidae. The transcript is spliced from 3 exons. Bases 37 to 789 code for a protein of 250 amino acids.
UUUUAGAAAUGAGAGUAGGAAUACACUGACCCUAAAAUGAGUGCUCCAUCUCCUGGAUCAAGCUGCAAUCAACCCAUGAAGAAUCUGGCCUCUGUCUUCUGUGAUGAAAUAGUGGCCUAUGACCUCAGUAUCGGCAGUAGUGAGAGGCAGAGAUCAGAGUCUCCAGAACCCAGCUGUGUGUCUGUGAAAAGUAACGCAUCCAUGAUGGAACCCCUUAAAUUCAGUGAUGGUCCAGGGACCUCUAACCCUCCGGGAGAGAUAUAUGAUCUGAACAAAUCUUUACCAUACUCUGCAUCCCACUAUCAGCACCAUAUCAGAAUGAAUACAAGUGUUUCUUACCUUCUGACCCACAAAAAAACAAUUCAUAAAACACACGGUCUGUUGGAAGAGACUGAAGCCCUGAUACAGGAUUCUCACCAAUCAGUAGAUGAUGUCCUUCAGAGAUUCAAAGACCAGCACAAAACCAGCAUGAAAAACAAGUAUGAGAGAUUAUCUGAGGGAAACAAACAGGAGAAUGUAACCCUCCUGAACAGGAUCUAUACGCAGCUCUACAUCAUAGAGGGAGAGAGUGAAGGAGUGAAUGAAGAACAUGAGGUUUUACAGAUGGAGAAAACAGCCAGAACACAACACUCACAAGACACUUCAAUCUACUGCAGUGACAUCUUUAAAGCUUCACCUGAGCCAGGAUGUGAGGAGAAAGACCAGAUCAAGACUGUUCUUACUAAAGGCAUCGCUGGAAUCGGAAAAACCGUCUCUGUGCAGAAGUCCAUUCUGGUCUGGCAUCACUAA